This is a messenger RNA of Peromyscus californicus insignis, 1538 nucleotides long. It is a transcript of the gene Supt3h, whose product is annotated as SPT3 homolog, SAGA and STAGA complex component. Bases 248 to 1441 code for a protein of 397 amino acids. Gene Ontology annotation, molecular function: protein heterodimerization activity; transcription coactivator activity. Gene Ontology annotation, biological process: transcription by RNA polymerase II. The record is from RefSeq and is a predicted model, not a curated record. The transcript is spliced from 14 exons. NCBI's taxonomy places the organism in Eukaryota, Metazoa, Chordata, Mammalia, Rodentia, Cricetidae.
UCUUUCCCUGUCUACACUCUCUGUCCCCCCCCUUCCCCAUUCCCCGCCCCCCUGCCCAUCGUGUCCCGGGGCCGCCGCCGCCGCCGCAGACAGCGCGCGCCAUCUCUGUCCCCUCUCAUUCUCCACGCGGGACGCGCAGACGUGCCUCCACGUGUCCUUAAGCAGAGCAGUUCAGCUGAGAUCCAUUCGCGUGAGGACUCAGAGGCUUCCAGUCUGAGGAAACAAGAUCAGCUGAGAAAUUGGCAAGAUGAAUAAUACUGCAGCUAGCCCGAUGUCUACGGCCACUUCGAGUAGUGGAAGAAACACAGGGAAGGCUAUAAGCUUUGCUGCAGAAUUGCAGAGCAUGAUGUUUUCUUUAGGUGAUGCUAGGAGGCCUCUCCAUGAAACAGCAGUUUUAGUAGAAGACGUGGUUCACACACAACUAAUUAACCUGUUACAGCAAGCUGCAGAAGUCUCUCAGCUGCGGGGAGCAAGGGUGAUCUCUGCUGAAGAUCUUCUGUUCUUGAUGAGAAAAGAUAAGAAAAAACUUAGAAGACUUCUGAAAUACAUGUUUAUCCGAGACUACAAAUCAAAGAUCAUCAAAGGCCUUGACGAGGAUGACCUCCUGGAAGAAAAACUGAGUGGCAGCAGCAGUACAAACAAGAGACAGAAGAUCGCUCAGGACUUGAUCAACUCUAUUGACCAGACAGGAGAGCUUCUGGCAAUGUUUGAAGACAACGAACUUGACGAUGUUAAACAGGAAAGAAUGGAGAGAGCAGAAAGACAGACUCGAACUAUGGAUUCAGCUCAAUAUGCAGAAUUCUGUGAAAGCCGACAGCUAAGUUUCUCCAAAAAAGCUUCCAAAUUUCGAGAUUGGCUGGACUGUGGCAGCAUGGAGAUAAAGCCCAAUGUUAUAGCUAUGGAAAUUCUGGCAUAUUUAGCGUAUGAAACAGUAGCACAGUUAGUGGAUCUGGCUCUUCUCGUGAGGCAGGAUAUGGUAUCCAAGGCAGGGGAUCCCUUCAACCAUGCCAUCUCCGCAACCUUCAUUCAGUACCACAGCUCUGCUGAGGGGUCCUGUUUGAAGUCCUGCCCAGACUCUCCUGAGAACACACCGCCUCCUACACCAACAGCGCCCUCUUCUGGAUCCCAGCAUUCCGGGAGAGCCACAUCCGGAUCCCUGGGGAAUGGGAGUGCAGGACAAGACUCGACUAAAAGCAAGCAGAGAAAGAGGAAAAAGAGCACUGCGGCCUGUGGUGUUGAGGCUCACAGCGAUGCCAUCCAGCCCUGCCACAUCAGAGAAGCCAUUCGACGCUAUGGCCACAAGAUUGGCCCUCUUUCCCCAUUCACACCAUGUGUGUAUGAACUUCACUCUUCUCACCUCCCACAGCUCUGGUGCACAGGAUGCUGGCUGCAGUCACAGAGUGCCUACCGAAGGAGUGGGAUGGCUUUCCUGGCCUGCUGAGGGGACCAUGGCUGUGCCUGCCACGACAAGAGAGGGAGCGGUACACCGAGGUCAUUCUUCCCUGUCCUGGCUGAAAAUAAAAUAUGAAUUUACCUUC